Messenger RNA from Gongylonema pulchrum, 630 nucleotides. The record is from the annotation of a GenBank genome assembly. Lineage: Eukaryota; Metazoa; Nematoda; Chromadorea; Rhabditida; Gongylonematidae.
AUGAUGAAUGAUGCCAGUUUCUCCGACACGUUUGCGUCAACUUCAUCUGCAGUAGAGGAAGAUGAGGCCAAACUGCUUCCUGUUUUGGUGCCAACUACGAGUACCACCAGAAGUGAUAAUGCAAUGACGACAACACUCAAUCCCUUUACGACAAAGUCCGUUAAAGUGAUUACUCCAGAGGUACCGGAUAUUGCGGAGGAUGCAACUGAACCUAGUACGCUACCCUCGUUUGUUAACAACGAUGACAAGAAUGCCCAGGACUGUAAAUCGCUGCUUGAGCAAGGUAACACCGAAAGUGGAAUUUAUCAGAUCUCACUGCCCGAUAUAGGCAAAUUCAGUGUUCUCUGUGAUAUGGAAAGCGAUGGAGGUGGCUGGACGGACUGUAAAUCGCUACUUGAGCAAGGUAACACCGAAAGUGGAAUUUAUCAGAUCUCACUGCCCGAUAUAGGCAAAUUCAGUGUUCUCUGUGAUAUGGAAAGCGAUGGAGGUGGCUGGACGGUAAUACAGAAAAGAAUAGAUAAAGCGGUGUAUUUUGCAAAUCGCACAUGGAGCGAAUAUGAAGAUGGAUUUGGCGAUUUCCAGACUUCCUUCUGGCUUGGCUUAAAAAAGGUCGGUUUUUCAUCGAAGUAA